This is a messenger RNA of Wallemia mellicola CBS 633.66, 1218 nucleotides long. RefSeq lists its product as hypothetical. The transcript is spliced from 2 exons. Gene Ontology annotation, molecular function: protein binding. NCBI's taxonomy places the organism in Eukaryota, Fungi, Basidiomycota, Wallemiomycetes, Wallemiales, Wallemiaceae. Gene Ontology annotation, cellular component: U5 snRNP. Bases 1 to 1218 code for a protein of 405 amino acids. The record is from RefSeq and is a predicted model, not a curated record.
AUGUCGACUUCUAAAAGAUCGCUAGAGGAGACAAGCUCACAGCCAAAAAAGGCUAGAUUUCUUAAUAACGAUAAAGAUACCCAGGAAUUGGAUACAACAGACGAUCUAGAGUACAAGAAGGAGAGAAAAGGUGCUAUCAAGAAUGAAGGUUACGAGUCAGACAGUUCAAAUGAGGGUGGCGAGUCUGUUGUACGCUCACGUACUAAAAAGAACGACGACGAUGACGACGACAUGUUUGGCGGCGAUAGCGACAAACCAAAGGAAGACUCAAAAAGUUCAACAAAACCCUUAGAAUUGGGUGACAUCGAAGGUCAGGAGUUUGGUGGACUGGGCGAUAGACAAGCAGGUGAAGAUAGCGAAGGUUACAGUUCUGGUGAUGCUGAAGAUGAGGAAGCUGAAAUGGGAGGUCAACUUUCAGCUUUCAAUAUGAAGGAAGAAAUGCGGGAAGGUCAGUUCGUCGAUGACGGUACGUACGUCGAGAAUACACGCGAUCCACAUGCGAUGCAUGACGCCUGGAUGGACAAUACCGAUAAAGCAUCAAGAAAACGUAUUAGGGAGGCUCACAAAGAGCGUCUAAGGAAAGAGAAAGAAGAAUACGAGCACGCACAGGCAUUGAAUGCCCAAGGUGGCCGUAAAGAGGAGACCAUGAUUGCUCUGGCUGAGAUGACACAACGCGGUGAAACGGUAUUGGAAGCUCUCCAGCGUUUAGGUAAAGCACGGGAAAAGGUGAAGAAGAAAGGCGGUGAAGAACUUAAAGAAGCAAGCAAAGAUGUCGAAAAGUUUACUGAAUUAGUUAAUAUUAUGGUCUCGCUCGGUGUAGCUGAAGUUUAUGACUGGGAGCAUGAACAGUUCGUGCGGAAUGUGAAACGUUCUGGCUACGUAAAGGACGAUUGGGUACCAUCUUCAUAUAAAAAGGAAGACGAUAGCCAAAACGUACAACCUGACACAUCAAAUGACCCUCUCUGGGAAUAUAAACAGACACCCACGUAUAUUGCUAGCCUUCCAGCAGCUGAGCGACCGGUCGAAGUGCAGAUAUUUGGACCAUUUAAGCAGACAGACUUGUUUAAUUGGGUAAAAGGUGGUUACCUUGGUCCAAAUGGGUCGUACAUCAAAGUACGUAGUGUAAAUGGUGAGUCUCGAGGAGACUGGAAGGAUUUCCAAGCCACUGGAUUAAUAAAAAUUACAACUUUUGUAUUCUAUCGAAUGGGUAUACUAUAG